Scheffersomyces coipomensis is the source of this 1273-nucleotide messenger RNA. It is a transcript of the gene HGH1, whose product is annotated as Hgh1p. The coding region runs from base 148 to 1251 and encodes 367 amino acids. NCBI's taxonomy places the organism in Eukaryota, Fungi, Ascomycota, Pichiomycetes, Serinales, Debaryomycetaceae. The transcript has a single exon. The record is from RefSeq and is a predicted model, not a curated record.
UCAAAAAGAGCUGCGAAAUUAUUAAUCAUCUCUGCGCUAUCAAAAAAAAAAUAAAAAAAAUAAAAAAAAUCUGAAAAAAAAAAAAAAAAAUUUUUGAUUUGAUAUAGCAAGAAGAAACCAGUUACUAAUCACAUUAGAAUAUAGACGAUGCCUACAGAGUUAGAAGAGUUAGUGGAGCUUUUGCAUUCCCCACAACCAGCCGUGGUCCUGAUUGCUUUGGAUAAUUUAGUGGGAUACUCCCAAGGUGCCCAUCAACAAGUGUUCAGUUAUGGUAAUUAUGAAGCUAUCAAAGAUUUAAAGACUUUAAGUAAAUCAACUGGUAAGAUCACAGUACAACAGUCAACCACUGUAUUGGCUAACUUAUGUGAUGAUCUCACUAUGAGAAACUUAAUCGUGGAAGAUUUCGAAUAUUUAAAGUUCUUAGUGGGUCAAAUCGUUAACAUAAAGAACUCCAAUGCUGAUAUCAUGUGUAUUUUAUUAACCAACUUAGCCAAGAACGAUGCUAUAAAUAAAGUAUUUGAUAUCGCUCUUACUCAUAAUGAUGAACAAAAGAAAGUUUUCGAAUCAAACCAUGGUAUGGAUUGUUUAAUGGAUUGUUUCGUUAAGGGUAAUGAUAGAAAAUUAAAUCCAUAUGCUAAUUAUGAUUAUUUAGCUUAUUUCUUUGCUGAUAUUUCAAGAUUCAGUCAAGGUAAAGAUUAUUUCAUUAAUGAACAAGCUUAUGAUAAUGUGGUCCCAAUUUCUAAAUUAUUAGUAUUUACUGAAAAAUACGAUUCCAAAAUUAGAAGAGAAGGGGUUGCUUCCACUAUUAAAAAUUCAUUAUUUGAUUCUAAUGCUCAUUGGAAAUUAAUGAAUGAUGAAAAGAUUAAUUUAUUACCUUAUAUCUUAUUACCUAUUGCUGGUCCAGAAGAAAUCGAUGAAGAUGAUAUGUUUAACUUGCCUGAAGAAUUACAAUUAUUACCAUCUGAUAAACAAAGAGAUCCAAGUAAAGAAAUUAUCUGUACUCAUUUAGAAUCUUUAUUACUUUUAACUACUACUAAACAAUUAAGAGAAUACCUUAGAGAAAAAUCAGUCUAUCCUAUCGUUAGAGAAUUACAUAAAGCAGUUGAAGAAGAACGUGUGGCUGAUUUAUGUGAUAGAUUAGUACAAAUGUUAAUGAGAGAUGAAGCUCCAGAAGGCGCGGAAGAAGAAGAAGAAGAAGAAGAAGAAGAAGAAAGUGAUGAUGAUGAUGAUAAAAUCGUAGAAAUUUUGUAAAUAUAGCAUUAUUAAUUUCAUU